ACGUGUCAAGAGGCUUGCGUACAUUUCGACGGUGGAGAUGGUGUUUCAGAAUACGGCGAUACUCGGGGUGGAGAAUCAUCCGAUCCAUCUGCAUGGGUUUGAUUUCUUCGUGCUCGCGCAGGGGUUCGGAAAUUACGAUAAUGCCACGCAGCGGAGCAUGUUCAAUUUGGUAAACCCGCAGCUGCGGAACACCAUAGUUGUUCCCGUCGGAGGAUGGGCUGUCGUCAGAUUCAUUGCCAACAAUCCCGGUGUAUGGCUGAUGCAUUGCCACCUGGAUGUCCACCUGUCAUGGGGCUCAUCAACGGCUUUCGUAAUAGAUAAUGGGCCCACCGCUUCAUCAACGCUACCUCCACCACCGCUCGAUCUCCCUCGUUGCUAGAUACUACGAUAUUUGUAUUUGUUUGCUAAAACCACGUGCACCUCUACACGCAGGCAUAGAUCCACGUGUGUACGACACCUACUAUCUGUUGGGGCCGGCGGCACGUAUGAGAAAUCAAUGGACUUGCAAGAUGUACAUUAUGGGUCCCACCAUAUACAUGGCUGGAACGUUCCACGCGUGUUAGUUGACACGUGUCUGCUCACGGAGAUGCAUGUGGAACUUGAAACCUCGUAUUCGUUUCGUUUUUUUUUAGCUUAGUUGUCUACAAACAUUCAUGUUGUAAUAGUCCCAUGUAAUAAAGUCAUUGGCUGUGGCCAUGUGUAACAUUUUUUAAAAAAAAUAAUUCCAUGUAAUAAAGUCAUGACUGUGUUCAUGCGUAGGUCUUAUACAAUUAUAUAAGGAAUUGUUAGAUACAUUUUCUUAUUUAUACACGUUUCUUUAGUUGAA
Messenger RNA from Magnolia sinica, 826 nucleotides. Its product is annotated as laccase-7-like. Gene Ontology annotation, molecular function: copper ion binding; oxidoreductase activity. The transcript has 2 exons. Lineage: Eukaryota; Viridiplantae; Streptophyta; Magnoliopsida; Magnoliales; Magnoliaceae. The coding region runs from base 38 to 379 and encodes 113 amino acids. The record is from RefSeq and is a predicted model, not a curated record.